GGCCCAACGGCCACUGGCUCGCGUCGCGUCCCCAUGGCAACAGUCUCCUCGUUGCUGCGAGGACCCCUCGCAGUGCGGGCAGCCGAGCACGCUGCCUGCUCGAGAGGGAGCACUCACGCUGCCGUAGCCGCAGUUGCCGUGGCUAUGAGAUAACUGCACGACUCUCAGCUUCAGGAAUUCUUCAUCCUUCAGGACUGUUACCUGUAAACAGGUUUAUGAAGUAACAUUCUUUUAAGCUUGAAAGGAAAAAUGUCAUUCCGUAAAGUGAACAUCAUCAUCCUAGUCCUUGCUGUCACUCUCUUUUUACUAGUUUUGCAUCAUAACUUCCUUGGUCUGAGUGAUUUGUUGAAAAGGGAGGUCUCAGAUCCAAAUCUUGUGGGAUUUCAGCCACUAGCCUUUGUGCCUAAUGCUCCUGAAAGCUUGAUCUAUGGGAGUGAAGGGGAGAUUCCUGUAGUCAUCGCAGCAUCAGAAGACAGACUUGGUGGCACAAUUGCAGUGAUGAAUAGUAUUUACCAUAAUACCCGCUCCAAUGUGGUUUUCUACAUUGUUACUUUGAAUGAUACUACAGACCAUCUCAGAUCCUGGCUCAAUAGCGGCUCUCUGAAAAACAUCAAAUACAAAAUUGUGGAUUUUGACCCUCAGCUUUUGGAAGGGAAAGUAAAGGUGGAUCCUAAACAGGUGGACUCCGUGAAGCCACUAACCUUUGCCAGAUACUACCUACCUAGCCUGGUUCCAAAUGCAGAAAAGGCCAUAUAUAUGGAUGAUGAUGUAAUAGUACAAGGUGAUAUUCUUGCCCUUUAUAAUACACCUUUGAAGCCUGGGCAUGCAGCUGCUUUUUCAGAAGACUGUGAUUCAACUUCUGCGAAAGUUAUUGUUCAUGGACCAGGGAAUCAGUAUAAUUAUAUUGGAUUUCUGGACUAUAAGAAAAAAAGGAUUCGAAAUCUUGCCAUGAAAGCUAGUACCUGCUCUUUUAAUCCUGGGGUUUUCGUAGCAAAUUUAACAGAAUGGAAACAACAAAACAUUACUUAUCAACUGGAAAAGUGGAUGAAACUUAAUGUAGAAGAAGAAUUAUAUAGUAGAACAUUGGCAGGAAGCAUCACAACACCCCCCCUACUUAUAGUGUUUUAUAAACAACAUUCGAAUAUUGACCCCAUGUGGAAUGUCAGACACCUCGGCUCUAGUGCUGGAAAGCGAUAUUCACCUCAGUUUGUGAAAGCUGCUAAAUUACUCCACUGGAACGGACACUUUAAGCCAUGGGGAAGAACUGCUUCUUAUGCUGACAUUUGGGAAAAAUGGUAUAUUCCAGAUCCAACAGGAAAAUUCAGCCUAAUCCGAAGACAUGGAGAAAUUGCAAAUGCAGAGUAAAAUAUAGACUACCAUUAUUAUUAUUAUUAUUAUUUUUUGGUACCAGGGCUGGGAUGACUACCAUUUUCUUCUCAGGAAACACUGAAGGAUAAUUCUAGUUGGGAAAAUGUCUUCCAUAUGAUGUUGAGAAUUUUUGUGUGCAACAUGGGAAAAUCAACUUAGAGUCAACUUAACAAGUUUCUCAUAAGUUUCAACUAUAAUAUGAAUGCCAAUUUACACCUGCCUUACUUGAGAAAAUGUAUUUUAAUAGUUAAUUUUUGUUGCUACUACAGAGAGAAUUUGACCAGCAGAGGGAAUGGUAUACCUUCCCUAGGACUGAUGGGCCAUCUUGCAGCUAGUUAAAUGCUGUUUUUCUACUCCUGUAACCUGUGGCUUUGUACAUGACACUUUACUUUGCAUGAAACCCACCUGAAGCAUGUUUACAUUCUAUUUUAAGUUAGUUUUUAGAAUAUGCUAAGUUAGUUUCUUGUUUCUUUUAGAAAGUUAUGCUUCCUAGUUUUGGUGACUUAAGUUAGAAUUCUCCAAUACUAAAUCAUUAUUUAACGAUGGUUUUUCAUCUUGUUCUAAAAAUAAAAUUCAAAAACAGUUAUCUUCAAA
This is a messenger RNA of Trichosurus vulpecula (common brushtail), 1962 nucleotides long. It is a transcript of the gene GLT8D1, whose product is annotated as glycosyltransferase 8 domain containing 1. The record is from RefSeq and is a predicted model, not a curated record. Gene Ontology annotation, molecular function: glycosyltransferase activity. Lineage: Eukaryota; Metazoa; Chordata; Mammalia; Diprotodontia; Phalangeridae. The coding region runs from base 250 to 1365 and encodes 371 amino acids. The transcript is spliced from 11 exons. Gene Ontology annotation, cellular component: Golgi apparatus.